Messenger RNA from Marmota monax (woodchuck), 2555 nucleotides. It is a transcript of the gene Gnb1l, whose product is annotated as G protein subunit beta 1 like. Lineage: Eukaryota; Metazoa; Chordata; Mammalia; Rodentia; Sciuridae. The record is from RefSeq and is a predicted model, not a curated record. Gene Ontology annotation, molecular function: protein binding. The transcript has 8 exons. The coding region runs from base 151 to 1134 and encodes 327 amino acids.
GGCUUGCUUCUAGAAGGGGCGUCCAGGACUUCGUCUGAAGGGGGCCGCGUGGAUACUCGCUUUCAGAAAAAAAGCCAGUCCCUACGGUCUCCAGUUUCGGAUCUCUGGACCCUCUCUGCGGGCACCUAGCGUAUUUGCAGGUGACUACGCAUGGCAGCCCCUCUUGCACCACAACCACCAGAUCCCCAGUUUGUCCUCCGAGGUACACAGUCAGCAGUGAAUGCUGUCCAUUUCUUUGGAGGAACCCAGGCUCAGGGGUGCCCUCUCCUCUUUUCAGGGUCUCAGAGUGGCUUGGUACACAUCUGGAGCCUGCAGACACGGAGAACAGUUGCCACCCUGGAUGGCCAUGGGGGCCAGAGUGUGACCUGGCUGCAGACACUGCCCCAGGGGCCACAGCUCCUCAGUCAGGGCCGGGAUCUGCAGCUGUGCCUAUGGGACCUGGCAGAGGGCAGGAACACCAUCAUGGACUCUGUGCACCUGGAAAGUGUGGGCUUCUGCAGGAGCUCCAUCCUGGCUGAGGGGCAGUUGCACUGGAUGCUUGCUGUGCCAGGGAAGGACAGUGAUGAGGUUCAGAUUCUGGAGAUGCCAUCCAAGACGUCAGUGUGCACCCUGAAGCCGGAGGCAGAUGCCAAGCCAGGCAUGCCCAUGUGCCUGAGGCUGUGGCAGGCUAACACUGACCCCCGCCCUCUCCUUCUGGUCGGCUAUGAGGACGGAUCAGUGGCCCUGUGGGACAUCUCAGAGCGGAAGGUGUGCAGCCGCAUUGCCUGCCAUGGGGAGCCAGUCAUGGGCCUUGACUUCGACUCCCAGAAGACCAGAGGCAUCUCAGGCUCUGCAGGGAAGGCGCUGGCUGUCUGGAGCCUGGAUGGGCAGCAGGCCCUACAGGUGUGCCACACUCAUGAACUCACCAAUCCUGGGAUUGCUGAUGUCAUGAUCCGGCCAGAUCGAAAGAUCCUGGCUACUGCAGGUUGGGACCAUCGCAUCCGCAUAUUUCACUGGAGAACAAUGAAACCACUGGCUGUGUUGGCCUUCCACAGUGCUUCUGUCCACUGUGUGGCCUUUGCUGCUGAUGGCUUGUUGGCUGCAGGAUCCAAGGACCAGCGCAUCAGCAUUUGGUCACUGUACCAACGCACAUGAUCUGGGCACUCCCUUCUUGAAAUACUCAAAAGACUGAAGGUGGGCCUCUCACUCCAGCCUUGACCCAGACAUGUGAAAACUGAUGCUCAAAGGCCUUUGAGGAUCAUCAGCUAUGGUCCAAAGAGCAUGGAGUUCUUACUGUCUUUAUGAGGCUUGCUAUUUCUUUCAUGAACCACAUUGUCCAUAUGACGAUAUCUCUGGUGACCUCCCAAAUACCUGGCACCUGUGGCCUGAUGAUAGGCAUGGUUCUUGCUGAUGCCAAAUGGCAAAUAGCUCUGUCCAACAGCUUUGUCCUCACUGAAACAAAGCCAUGAACACAGUGCCUAAUGGCCCAUUCUUGUCAUCCUCAUCUUCUGUGGGUACUCUAGAAAGAAUGGCCUUGGAAGGAUGAGGUGAACAGCAGGAGCGGGGGUCAGGCCUCACAAAAUGGUCACCCUCCUGCAGCCUUACCUGCUACUCCCAGGCCUCCAAAAGCCCCUGAGGCAGCAUCUGCCCUGCCUCAUUUUUGACCCUGAGGUCCCUGGGUAUACAGUACCAACAUUCUUGAGAACCUCUGGUCCAGGCACUAAGCCCCAUGGGUGGGGCCUCUACCACCCCACCCUACCCCCAUUUAUGUCCCCAUUGUCUUUGGCAUUAUCACAGUAAUCACAGAAAUAGAAUAGAGCUGGGGCUGAGGAUAUAGCUCAGUGAUAGAAUCCUAAGUUCACUCCCCAGCUGUUGGGGGGAGGGGGGACUAGGGCCAACAGCCAUGAGGCAUGUGUUCCAGACAAAGGAUAAGAAUGCUGUGAGUCAAUGGGAAAUCUGCUAAAUGCAGAAAUGUUCUCUUACAAAAUGUCUAAGGAGAGCUGCUGCUCAUGGACUGCCAAUAUCUCACCUGGAGACAAAAGAUGGUAAAAAGGGGGUAUUGGCGGAGACACAUACCUGGCAUCUGGUCCCUGGCUCUUGCUUUUUUUUUUUUUUGUCUCAUGCAUGCUAGGCAAGUGCCCUACCAUGGAGCCACACCCCCACAUCCCCUGCUUAAGGGCACAAGCAGGGUAAAAUAGGCUGCUGACUAGGAGCCUGGGUCAGAACUAUGCAGUGUUGAGCAGUUAGCUGAUCAUGUCUUGUGGCUGAAACUAUAGAUAGAUAGACAGACAGACAGACUGACUGACUGACUGACUUUAUUUUAUUUAUUUAUCUUUAGUGGUGCUGAGGAUCGAACCCAGGGCCUCACAUGUGAUGGGCAAGUGCCCUACCACUGAGCUACAGCCCUAGCCCUUGUGGCUAAAUCUUUUUUUUUUUUUUAACAUUUCAUAUAUUUUUAUUUUUAUAUUUUUAGAAAAUCAUUUCAUGACAGAAAAUUGCUAUAAUCAACAAAUAUUUGAAGUAAAAAAAUUAUGUAUACAAACCAUAGUGUUUGACAAUAAAAGAUUCUAAUUUCA